Aspergillus pseudoviridinutans is the source of this 213-nucleotide messenger RNA. RefSeq lists its product as uncharacterized. The coding region runs from base 1 to 213 and encodes 70 amino acids. The record is from RefSeq and is a predicted model, not a curated record. The transcript has a single exon. NCBI's taxonomy places the organism in Eukaryota, Fungi, Ascomycota, Eurotiomycetes, Eurotiales, Aspergillaceae.
AUGGCCGACCAAGCUUCAUCCGACCAAAAUAAGGGCAAAGAGGCUGUUGUUGGAAUCAAGGCCGAUGUCAGAACCCUUCAGCAACUCAGCUCUUCGGGCCAAGCUGCUAAGAAGAAAAGAGAAGAAAACCAGGUGGAGAAAGGAAUGCGGGCGAUAGGUGGAGCUAUUCAAGCCCAUUUGCAACAGGGAAGCCAGAGUCAAGGCUCCUCUUGA